This is a messenger RNA of Mastomys coucha (southern multimammate mouse), 5726 nucleotides long. RefSeq names its product carbohydrate sulfotransferase 11 (gene Chst11). Gene Ontology annotation, biological process: proteoglycan biosynthetic process; carbohydrate biosynthetic process. Gene Ontology annotation, molecular function: sulfotransferase activity. The record is from RefSeq and is a predicted model, not a curated record. Lineage: Eukaryota; Metazoa; Chordata; Mammalia; Rodentia; Muridae. The transcript is spliced from 3 exons. Gene Ontology annotation, cellular component: membrane. The coding region runs from base 677 to 1615 and encodes 312 amino acids.
ACAGGUGAAGUUGGGUUAUGAGGUCAUUAGGUCUGCCCCCUAACCUGUAUGACAGACUGAUGAGAAGGGAGAAGAUGCGGACUGCCCUUGCAUGCAGAAGGGCCAUAUGAGGACACAUGAAGCAAGUGGCCUUUGGGAGAAGCCAGUCCUGAUGAUACCUAAUCCUUUGGAGCCAGACUUUGGAGAAAAUCACUCUGUUGUUGCUGCCAUCCAGUCCGCGUGGCUUCUGUUAUGGCAAUGGGACAAACAUGGCCUUGCCGUGUCUGCGGGAUAAUUUUCUAGCUCUGUAGAAUGCCACGGGAGGUUCUUUGUCUCUCUGGCUGCUUUCUGCUUCCAGCGCUGGGCAGAAGUCUUCCUGCUUGCAUGACAAACUACACAUCCUUUAAAGCUGGAUUCCAGGAUCUGCUGGGGCCUCCUGAAACUGUCCAAGUCUCUCCUCUGCUCCUUUCUCAGGCAAGGGCUCCUCUUCUGGACUCUUUGGGAAGCCUGGAGGGCAGGGCUUUGUGUAACUGAUCCUGGCACACAGUGAUCCUGGAUGACUCAUUGCAUCUCCUAUUCUUGUCCCUAGGAAAUGCUCUUCCCUGUUAGAAGACAGGCUAAGUCUGGAUUCUCCUUGGGAUGUAGUUAGUGCCACACUGGCUGGUCCUGGAAAGGCAGUAAUGGUGACAGCAACAUCAUGCGGAGGAAUCCCUUCGGUGUGGACAUCUGCUGCCGGAAGGGGUCGAGAAGUCCGCUGCAGGAGCUCUACAGUCCCAUCCAGCUGGAGCUAUCCAACACUGCCAUCCUGCACCAGAUGAGACGGGACCAGGUGACAGAUACCUGCCGGGCCAACAGUGCCAUGAGCCGCAAGCGCAGGGUGCUGACCCCCAAUGACCUGAAGCACCUGGUGGUGGAUGAGGACCACGAACUCAUCUACUGCUACGUGCCCAAGGUAGCGUGCACCAACUGGAAGAGGCUCAUGAUGGUUCUGAGCGGCCGGGGCAAGUACAGUGAUCCCAUGGAGAUCCCAGCCAACGAGGCCCAUGUGUCCGCCAACCUGAAGACCCUUAACCAGUACAGCAUCCCAGAGAUCAACCACCGCUUGAAAAGCUACAUGAAGUUCCUGUUCGUGCGGGAGCCCUUCGAGAGGCUGGUGUCUGCCUACCGCAACAAGUUCACGCAGAAGUACAAUACCUCCUUCCACAAGCGCUACGGCACCAAGAUCAUCCGACGCCAGCGGAAGAACGCCACGCAGGAGGCCCUGCGCAAGGGGGACGAUGUCAAGUUCGAGGAGUUCGUGGCCUACCUCAUCGACCCCCACACCCAGCGGGAGGAGCCCUUCAACGAGCACUGGCAGACGGUCUACUCCCUCUGCCAUCCGUGCCACAUCCACUACGACCUCGUGGGCAAGUACGAAACGCUGGAGGAGGACUCCAAUUACGUACUGCAGCUGGCCGGAGUGAGCGGCUACCUGAAGUUCCCCACAUAUGCAAAGUCCACCCGAACUACCGACGAGAUGACCACGGAGUUCUUCCAGAACAUCAGCGCCGAGCACCAGACACAGCUGUACGAAGUCUACAAACUGGACUUUUUAAUGUUCAACUACUCAGUGCCAAACUACCUGAAGUUGGAUUAGAGGGCUGCGGGGGCGGUUGGGGGAGAGGGAGAGAAUCCUGCUUUUUAAUUUAAGAUUUUUAUUUGUCAAAAGAAUUCUAUGGAGACUGGGUUAUUUUGUAAGUUAAUAUGUCUUCGGGGGAGAUGCCGCGAGCGGCAUGGUAAGAACUAUUUAAAAAUCCUCCACGGGGAAGGACAGCUGCUUUUGCAGGGGAGCCGGGUGAAUUGUCCCUGUUUUUAGAAGUGGAUACUGCCACACUGUCUCCAGGGUGUCCUUGUGUUCUGGUGAAUUCCACAAACUGUGCAUUCCAUAAAGUCUAAUGAAUCUUAUUUAUAGUUAUUUAAACGUGGUCUCUGUAUAGGCUUCUUUCUGUGGCAGGAGCCUGCUCCCUGUCUUUCUAGAGGAGAGUACAGUCUGUGCUUUGCUGGCUAUGGUUCCUUUGUGGGGGGCGUGGUUAUCUCCCCACUGACCUCGUGGAGAAUCUCAUGGUGACAGCUGCAGGAUGUGUUGAUGCUGCCAUUCAAGAAAUCCUGCUAGAAAUAAGUCAGUUGUCCUUGCACUAAGAAACAGGGAUGAGACUGGUUCAAACCAAUUGCUAGCAACCCCAAAGUCCCUUGCAGUAAAGAAAUGCAAAUUUUUUUAACCCAAGAAGAGAGCAGAUGAUAGCAAUUUCUCUUCACUGAAAUUAGCAGGCUAUAAGAAUAGGCUUUUUGUGGAAAUCUUUAACUGGCGCUUCCCAGUUUUAGUGAAGGCAGAAUAAUGAAUGCUCUGUAGUCAAUAAGUAUUUAUUGAGCAUCUACUAUUUUCCAGGCUUGACUGCAGGUAGAACAUGGAGUGAACCAGGAGCCUUGGCCUUCAACACACUUUAUGUGAACACAGGGCAUCCAGCUCAACAGUGAACCAACCCCCAUCCUUAUGGUCCUCAUAAGGCUUUGGACUAUUCUCAAGUGGCCCAGAGAGUCCACGACCCUAGAAAAUUUGCAUUUUUCUACAGCUCAAAUUUGAAAGCCACACAUUUGGACCAGGCCACUGAACAAAGUGGUUCAUUGACCAACACAAGAAAUGGCAGAAACCUUUUUGACCAUGUAUAUCUAUUGCAGUGUAGUAGAAGCCUAUAAGCCACAGUAUUCUCCAAGCACAAAGAUGGAGGAGCUCUGUGAUUGAUUAGUGAUGUCUGCCUUGGCUAGGGGAAUGGGGGAGCAUUUCUCAAGUGCCUCCUACUGUGAUCUCCAGUCCACAUUUGUCCUGUCUGCCACUUAAAAGAGUGCACUGCAUAUGUUUGGAGACUGGCAGAGUUCAGGUGUGAAGGUCAAAGGUGGAGUGUUGGUACCCACAGGCACAUGCAACACCCUCUCGUGUCCUGCAUUGGCAGAGCAUCCAGGACCUUCCUCUCCUCCAGAAGACUGGAAACUUACUGUUUCCUGUUCCUUGCUGAUCAGUGCCCAAACCUAUUCCUCAUUUCUGGUUGUUUCUGAUGCUUCUUGGUUGACAUUUGAGCCACAUUCCCAUGAUAGCCAGUGUCCAGGUACGUAGCAGAUGCUGUACAUAAUAGUUCUGAUGAUAGGGGAGCGGGUAGGGUGUAAAUUUUGCUUUUUGUGUUUUUGUGGGUUUUUGUUUGUUUUGAUGCAGUAUAGAGUGAAGGGGUAAGAAUAUUCUGAAAAACAUAAAAUUGAAUAAUUUAUUCACAGAAACUAUUAAAAUGCUAUUGAUAGGCUCACAGGGAGGCUGGGGGCAGCAGUAGCUGCUACACUGUCUCACUGAAGAAAUUAUUUUAUUUAAUGUGAGGGAAAUGUGAGCCAGAGUGGCUGGCUGAGGCUAUUUAUAAAACGCAGGUACCUUCCCCAAUUUCUCUCCCCUCGUAUUUGAUAGAUAGAUUUAUGUCAUGUGUUUGACCAAGAACAUUGACAGAUCUUGGCAGUCCCUGGAAUAGAGAGGUGGUCAUUGUCCUCAGGACCUGGGCUUCCAUUCCUGCAACAGUCUGUGUGAUGUUGCUGAUGCAUGUCCCACAGAGCCUAGGCCCUCCAGGGUAUCAGUUUGUGGUCACGUAUCCUUAGAAAACAAAAUCAAGUCAGGUUCCUCUCUGCAGGAGUUUUCAGAGCCUUGAAUGCAUGGUCUGCCUUGUGAAUCUGGGAGAAAGUAGCAUUUCCGGGCUGCACGACCUGGGUAUCCUGUACGGCAGACCAUGUCUUAGCUGGUAUUUCACACAGUAGCCUUCGGUGAGGGUGAUCUAGCCUGUCUGAGGUCUGCAAAGAUUGACAGCUGCUUCCUAGGUCCUUCCACAAAUUAGCAGAAACAGCGUCUAUCUGGGAACUUUAUGAGAAUUAUGCUUUACCUAAUUGGGGUGCCUCCAUCUAGAUACUGCCCCAGAUAGUGUUCCUGUCCCUCCAAGCACAGCGGAGGGAGGUCUAGGGUGUUGUGGAAGGGGGCAGGUAGCAUAAGGACACAAAACUGUCCCCCACUCCCUGGCCCUAAAGGCCACUUGGUGGGAAUAAUGGCCUCAUGGGGAAUACAUCUUCUCACUUCCACCCACAGUUUGGAACUGUUCACCGUGUGCUUCAGGAGUUUUUAAAUGGAAAUUCAUCUUGAUUUCCAUGUUUGGCAUUUCUGUUUGUCCUUCGUCUGUGGUCCAGUGCUGUGUGCAGAUGGUACUUACUCCAUUUCUCUCUCUAAAGUGAGGAAGAUUGUCCUUCUGGGGAUACUGUAUCAAUAUGCUUCCAGAACGAGGGACUCUUUCUCCUGUCCUGUGUUCACACUUCCUAGUGACAAUUUUAAAAAAUAUGUAUCAGCUCGACUGUUUAUUGUAGAAUGUAGAAAGUAUUCUGUGUCCCUAGCUAAAGGCAUCCAUUGGUGAAGUGUGCUUGGAAAUCCAAGUGUUUUCUACUGGGGAAAAAAAUGUUGGAAAAGCUUUCUCGUGCAUGCCUCUCAUGCUUAGCUAGAAAGGGGAGCUUCCAGCGUCCCAGCUCUGAGCCACUGUUCAAAGGUGCAGCUGUGUUUUUAGGACCAGGUACAGGCAGAGUGCUAAGGACAUGCCUGCUUAGCUUACUCAUUUUUCGGGAAAGUUUAGACUAUGAGCCACAAGGGUCCCUGCCUGCAGUCCCUAUAGCCUCCUCCUGCCCCAGUGCCUUUCUCAGCUGGUCUGGGAAUCAGGGCAGCCCAUUGACAGGGGCUCAGACAGCCCUUUCCUCCUGGUCCGGAGAGCAAGGCUUUCUCUGCUGUGUGUUUGGCCAUAAGGAUUACUAUGGGGACCAGAAACUUCUCUCCAGCCAGUCCUUCUGAGCACACAAGUCUAGCCCAUGCUCCAAGAGUGCUCCUGGACAUUGUAUAAGCCCCUAGGACUCAUAGCUCAUAUGAUAAUGAUUGCAUUACUAUCCUGCUUUAACUGACGAAACCACAGAGAAUUUCGCUUGCUUUCCUACUCUCUUCCUCUGGCCAGGCCUCCUCCCUACAUAUACAUGCACACAUAGGUAUACAUGCACAGUAAACAUACACACAUACACACACACAUGCACACAUGGGUAUGCAUACACACAUAUGCACAGUAGACAUGCAUACACACAUAUGCACACAUGGGUAUGCACACGUGGGUAUGCAUACACACACAUGCACACAUGGAUGUGUACACAAACAUACACAAAUUGCCCAUGCCUGUGCACUCCGGUGCCCACCCCUUUGUCAGCAGGACUGACUCCAUCACUCCCUCAGGUUCCCUCCCCCCAGCACCUCCCAGCUUUCCCCCAGCACAGCUAAACAGCCCCUCUGAAUAGACAACAGGACCUUCUAGAACCAGCUGAACCCUUGGACAGCAGCAGGCAAAUUUUGAUCUGCUCUCAUCAGGUACAAAAGGCGGCAUCCGUAUUCUCUUCUGAGCAUGCUCAGUAAGGCAUAUGGACAUAGAAUUUAACAUUUCUGUGGAGUGUGUGUUUCUUACAUAUUUGUAUGCAGUCGAAGAGGGCCUGUUGUAGAAUUCUCUCCCUGUAUCUUACUAUACUGUUAAAGAAGCUGAAUUCCAUGUUGCCAAGAAAUGCGUGAAAUGUUCCCGAACCUUCCUCCAGGAAAAGCCAUUCAAGCCUGAUUAUUUUUCUAAGUAACUUCAAUUAAAUUGAAGAAGAAAAAACAAACAAACAAAACAGAA